Lycium barbarum (goji berry) is the source of this 507-nucleotide messenger RNA. RefSeq lists its product as uncharacterized. The record is from RefSeq and is a predicted model, not a curated record. Bases 1 to 507 code for a protein of 168 amino acids. Lineage: Eukaryota; Viridiplantae; Streptophyta; Magnoliopsida; Solanales; Solanaceae. The transcript has a single exon.
AUGUCUUCUUGUAAGGCUACUUCUACUCCGGUUUAUACCAAACCGAAAGUGAGCAGCACAUCGGGUGCUCCAUCUGAUGACUCGACUCACUAUCGCAGUCUCGCAGGUGCACUUCAGUAUCUUACUUUCACGAGGUCGGAUAUCUCUUAUGCUGUUCAACAGGUAUGCUUACACAUGCAUGCACCGCGAGAGGUUCAUAUGUAUGCUCUUAAGCGUAUCAUCCGUUACAUUCAGGGUACACUUGACUAUGGUUUACAUCUUUAUCCAUUCUCAGUUACUGACCUCCUUUCCUACACUGAUGCGGAUUGGGGGGGCUGCCCUGACACACGUCGGUCAACGUCUGGUUAUUGUGUCUUCCGUGGAGAUAACUUGAUAUCGUGGUCUUCGAAACGCCAACCUACCCUCUCUCGUUCGAGUGCUGAGGCGGAGUAUAGGGGGGUUGCUAAUGUUGUCUCCGAGUCAUACUGGCUGCAAUCUUCUGUUCGAAUUACAUUGUCCUAUUCAUAA